Messenger RNA from Physella acuta, 2122 nucleotides. Its product is annotated as zinc finger protein 99. Gene Ontology annotation, molecular function: DNA-binding transcription activator activity, RNA polymerase II-specific; RNA polymerase II cis-regulatory region sequence-specific DNA binding. The record is from RefSeq and is a predicted model, not a curated record. NCBI's taxonomy places the organism in Eukaryota, Metazoa, Mollusca, Gastropoda, Physidae. Gene Ontology annotation, biological process: regulation of transcription by RNA polymerase II. Gene Ontology annotation, cellular component: nucleus.
CCUGAAUCUUGCGCUAUAAUAAGUUUACAAAAAUAAAAUAAACAAGAUGGCUGCUACAGUAAGUGAGCAUGGUUGCAUCUGUUGGAAACAUCGCUAGUCUUCAUUUAUUACUGAAAACUUUUAAUUCAAUUGUUUAAAAACAGUUUAUGCUGUGGGCAACAUGGAAUACACAGGAUACUGCACUGAACAUGUCCCUGUUAAAAUUGAAUCAGAUUCAAAGAUGUACCAUGGUGACAACUAUACCAGAGACCCAAGUAUUCAGGUACAGAGGAUUGGUGUUAUGAAUAACGACUGUGAUAUCUAUCAAUGUCAGCACUGCAGAUUGGAUUUUUCAACACUCUCCCAUUAUAAUUUGCAUUUGAAAUACAAACAUGAAGGGGAAAACCUUGACAAUAAGAAUCUAGAUUUCACAGUUGACACUAGCGAACAUUCUAAUCAGUUAUCUAAUUUUUGUCAGCUCCAUGGAAUUCAUAAAGGGAAAAAGCAUUGUAAGUGUGACAAUUGUGGUAAAUAUUUUACAAGACUCGAAUAUUUAAAAGUACACCUUUUAAUUCAUAUAGGAGAAAAGCCUUACAAAUGUGGCCAAUGUUUGAAAUUUUUUAGAACUCUCAGUCAAAUAUAUAAACAUUUAAAAAUUCAUACAGGAGAAAAGCUUUACAAGUGUGACCAAUGUGGUAAAUGUUUUCCAACUCUUAAUCAAAUACAGAGGCACGUUAUAGUUCAUACAGGAGAGAAGCCUUACAAAUGUAGCAUAUGUUGUAAAUAUUUUACUCAGAUUAGUAGCUUGAAUGCUCAUCAUAGAAUUCAUACAGGAGAGAAGCUUUACACAUGUAGCAUAUGUUGUAAAUUUUUUAUCAAUUUGAGUAACUUAAAGAAACACCAUUUAGUUCACACAGGAGAGAAGCCGUACCAGUGUGACGAAUGUGGUAAAUGUUUUACCCAUUCGCGUAGCUUAAAGCAACACCAUUUAAUUCAUACAGGAGAGAAGCCGUACAAGUGUGACGAAUGUGGUAAAUGUUUUACCCAAUUGUGUAGAUUAAAGCAACACCAUUUAAUUCAUACAGGAGAGAAGCCGUACCAGUGCAACCUAUGUGGUAAAUGUUUUACCCAUCCGUUAAGCUUAAAGAAACACCAUUUAAUUCAUACAGGAGAGAAGCCGUACAAGUGUGACCAAUGUGGUAAAUGUUUUACCCAAUUAUUUACCUUAAAGAACCACCAUUUAACUCAUACAGGAGAGAAGCCGUACAAUUGUGACCAAUGUGGUAAAUGUUUUGCCCAGAUUGGUUACUUAAAGAAACACCAUUUAACUCAUACAGGAGAGAAGCCGUAUAAGUAUAAGUGUGACCAAUGUGGUAAAUGUUUUGCAACUCUUUAUCAGGUACAAGUGCAUGUUAUUAUUCAUACAGGAGAGAAGCCUUUCAAAUGUAGCAUAUGUUGUAAAUAUUUUACUCAGAUUAGUAGCUUGAAUGCUCAUCAUAGAAUUCAUACAGGAGAGAAGCCUUACACAUGUAGCAUAUGUGGUAAAUGUUUUAUCAGUUUGCAUAGCUUAAAACAACACCUAAAAACUCAUACAGAAGCAAAGCGAUACAAGUGUGACCAAUGUGGUAAAUGUUAUACCCAUUCGUCUAGCUUAAAGCUACACCAUUCAAUUCAUACAAGAGAGGAGCAGUACAAGUGUGACGAAUGUGGUAAAUGUUUUACCCAUUUGCGUAGCUUAAAGCAACACCAUUUAAUUCAUACAGGAGAGAAGCCGUACCAGUGCGACCAAUGUGGUAAAUGUUUUACCAGUUCGUCAAACUUAAAUCAACACCAUUUAAUUCAUUCAGGAGAGAAGCCGUACAAGUGUGACCAAUGUGGUAAAUGUUUUACCUAUUCGUUUAGCUUAAAGCGACACCAUGUAAUUCAUACACGAGAGAAGCCGUAUAAGUGUGACCAAUGUGGUAAAUGUUUUACCUAUUUUGGUAAUGUUAAUACACAUCUUAGAAUUCAUCAGGGAGAGAAACCUUACAAGUUUUAAGUAAUUGGUAAAUGUAUUACAUAUUCCUCACAUUUCAUUGAACAUAAUUUAAAAACCUCUACUGAAAUAAAUCCAGAAUGACCAGACACUUAUCUUUUUACUUUC